This is a messenger RNA of Juglans microcarpa x Juglans regia, 1201 nucleotides long. RefSeq lists its product as uncharacterized. Bases 50 to 865 code for a protein of 271 amino acids. Lineage: Eukaryota; Viridiplantae; Streptophyta; Magnoliopsida; Fagales; Juglandaceae. Gene Ontology annotation, cellular component: preribosome, large subunit precursor; nucleolus. The transcript has 3 exons. The record is from RefSeq and is a predicted model, not a curated record. Gene Ontology annotation, biological process: maturation of 5.8S rRNA; maturation of LSU-rRNA.
UUUUUCUAUGCAUUUCUCUGAUGGCUGAGUCUCAAAAUUCCUCGUCACUAUGCCGCAAAGAGAUUACAUAGAGCUUCAUAGGAAGAGACAUGGCUUCCGCCUCGACCACUUCGAGCGCAAGUGCAAGAAGGAGGCUCAUGAAGACCACAAGGGCUCUAAAUAUGCCCAGAAGGCUCUGGUUAUUAAGUGCAAGAUGUUCGCAGAAAAGGCUUUGAUGAAGAAGACACUAGCCAUGCAUGAGGAAUCAUCCACCAGUCGCAAGGUGCAUGAUGAUGUCCAUGAAGGAGUUGUUCCUGCUUAUUUGCGGGACCGCGAGACCACAACACAGGCAAAAGUUCUUAGCAAUACCAUUAAGCAAAAGUGGAGAGAGAAAAAACUGGGUGUUGGACAACGACAGCUAAUUUAUGGUGCUAUAAUGCAAGAUGUUGCCGAUCCAGGUGUUCUAUUUACAAUAUUAAUAUGCAAGCAUGAGGUUGUUAUUCAUGUUAGUUCUCAAAAAGCUGCUCUUCAUCUUGAUGAGAUGCUAUUACUUGCCAACUUUGUUAUUUCAUCAAAAUCAUUUAGGAGUUUCGAAUAUUUUUCAUCAAAUUGCCGUGUUGAAUUUUUUUUUGGAGGAACUAAUGAUCUUGAAGGAUCUGAUCUUGCCUUCAUUCCCCACAUGGAAGAGGCCUUUCACCUUGCGCUUCAGUUGUUUGUGGAAAUGUUUGUGAAGGCUGGAUGUGGUGGUUCAAGUGACUUUUGGUCCAUUGUAAAAUAUGGAGAAUCUGGUUCUAUCAUAAGCUUUCUCCUUAUUGCCCAUAGGCUCUUGGUGCCUCACAAGAUUGAAGACAAACAUCAAAAUGGGGCUCCUGAAUGUAUUUACUAGCUUGCACAAGCUGAAAUCUAAAUAUGGGUUUUGACUGGAGAUAAAAUUGAGACUGCAAUCAAUAUUGGCUUUGCCUAUAGUUUGCUUAGACAAGGAAUGAAGCAAAUUGUAAUCAACUAAGAGACAUUAGAAAUCAAAGCAUUGGAGAAAGUUGGGGACAACUCUGCUGUUGCUAUGGAAUUUAAGGCAAAAGUCCUACUCCAUUUUGACCAAAUGUCCUUCCAAUACGUUGUUUCCUUCAAUGCUAUUUGUAUGGGCGUUGCAGUAAAUGGUGUAGAAGAUGGAAAUUUUAGUUGGAUCACUGAUGAUGAGCUGGAAGUUAAUAAUUUCCAGUUA